Messenger RNA from Penicillium manginii, 2136 nucleotides. RefSeq lists its product as uncharacterized. The transcript has a single exon. The coding region runs from base 1 to 2136 and encodes 711 amino acids. Lineage: Eukaryota; Fungi; Ascomycota; Eurotiomycetes; Eurotiales; Aspergillaceae. The record is from RefSeq and is a predicted model, not a curated record.
AUGGAAGAUAAAAGCUCCCCAGAUUACAAGUCGCUCUACCUACAGGCGGAACAGCGGCGCGAAGAGGCGGAACAGCAAACUCGCCUUACCACUUUUACGGAAUACAUUCGACGGUGUCACGAUCUAUCCCGCUUAUUGAGAGUUGAGACACCAUCUCGCUCAACAACCGGACAAAUACCUUCUCCCACAGGCAAAUUCUGUCCCACCCGAUUAGAACAUUGGACCGACUGCCCAAAGCAACUCUCAGAAAUAUACAGAUCCGUCUACAGCUACUUUCAGCCGGAAAGAAGGCAAGCACCGCGUCUGUUUUCAUCUUUACUUGCGCUAGACGGAUUAGUCCAACGUCUUGUUCGCAAACCACUGAGUAGUGAGCAGGAGCUCGAGGCCUACGAGCGGUUUGCCGUUGAAGAGCAUGUCCAUGACAUAAUUACUGAGUUGUGCAAGAUUCCGGCGGCUCGAAACGAGUUCGGCCUCGAUGAUGGAAUACAGUUCAGCAACCAUACAAAUACCCUGAACGAGAAUCAAACAACCCAAGCGAGUGAAAGUCAAAUAUCAAGCAUACAACACCCACGGCCUGAUCAGUUCUGCAUCCACCGCGUCGACGGCAACACUAACACUCUCCUCGUAUCCGUCGAGUAUAAGCCGCCGCAUAAGCUUUCCGUUGCAACCCUCCGCAUGGGCCUUCGACCGAUGGACUUGUGGAAAGAUCUAGUCAGGUCCAAUAAAAUUCCCACGGGCCAGGAAGCGAAGUUGAGAUACAAUGCAGAGCGGCUUGUCUGCUCCGCUAUUGUCCAGGAAUAUCAUGUGAUGAUUCAAGAAGGCCUUGAAUAUUCCUAUGUUACAAAUGGGAUCACCCGGGUACUACUUCGUGUUCCGCGUGACAAGCCGACCACGCUUUACUAUUUUUUCUGUGAUCCGAACAGCGAAGUGGACCCGGAAGGCGAUUUUAUUUCUAAUCUGUCGAAAACUUCUGUUGCAAGAGUGCUAUGUCUUUGUUUAAUGGCAUUCCAUUCACCUGUUCGUGGACAAGAAUGGAGAAAUCGUGCACACCCAGAUAUUCCCAUUUGGAAGACCAGCUUUGACCACACACGUUCGCAGAUUUCGAAGAAACAAUUAGAGCAGAUUCCCCACUCCGAUAGCACAAACCCCGAUUUUUCGAGUCCAGAUACCAGUUCGUCCUAUGAACUGCCGUCGUCCCCGCUACCGUGUCCUUCAGAGGGCCGUCGAGUGCCGACACGAUCUCAAACUAGAUGUGCACCUCCGGAGAUCCGACCACGGUCACGCUCACCUAACUCGUCAGGUUCCGACACAAACCAAACGGCUGGCCACAAGCGGAGGAUCAGUCAAGUCACGCCUUCACCGUCUACUCGGCGAUCAGAUAGACAGCAAGAGUCAGGGAAUGAGCGCGAUGAUCAAUCCCGACGCCGCGCUGCGGUAUUCUGCACGCAGCGAUGUUUACUCGGCCUACAGACCGGGAAAUGCCUGGAUGACUUGUGUCCAAAUGUGGAUCAUCAUCGUCGGGGCCAAAACGCCCCGACUCAGCAUCCUGUCUCGGCUGAAGGCCUGAUGCUUUCGCUCAAAAAACAAUUAGACGAAAAUAUCGAGCGUUGUAUUCCUCUUGGUGGUUGCGGAUCCUACGGUGCCCCGUUCAAACUGACUUGCAUGAAGUAUGGUUACACAGUUAUCGGGAAAGGUACCACUUCGGGGCUAUGGGAAGAAGUUUCCCGUGAAGCGCAGGUAUAUCAAAUCCUGCGCAGGAUUCAAGGAUCUGCCGUGCCGGUCUUUUUGGGAACCAUUGACUUGGCAAAAAUCUACUUUCUUCAUGGCGCUGGACAAAUCCGCCAUAUGCUCGUUAUGGGUUGGGGCGGUGAGAGCACAGCCACAAUGGAGCUGACUGCACACCUCCGCCGAGAGAUUCACAGGUCGAACAAAGAAAUUAAAGCCCUGGGUAUAAUCCAUGAAGACCUCAGACAAGAAAAUGUACUUUGGUGUGAAGAGCUCCGUCGUGCUUUGAUUAUCGACUUUCAUCGUUCGACUCUGAGAUGCCGACUGGCUAAGCAGCCACUGGGGCCGACAAAAAGACGACUAUAUCAAGUGGACUCCAGAAAUGCAAAACGUCUUAGGAUUUCGAAAUGA